AUGCUUUUUCUCAUCGGGGCAGUGGGGACACUUCUGUCGACCUUUAUGUCAGCAGAUACGUUGUCGCAAUCCUUUGGACUUAAAGGAAUAAGGGUAGGGGGAUUCAUGCUUGUGUUAUGGAUUAUUGCACUUUUUCUUGCUCCCUGGAUAGGUAGCAUUGAAAUACUUGGUUGGAUACACUGCAUAGUUUUUGUCAGUGCUGCCAUAAAAUUUGGUGAAUCUGGCCUUGCAUACGAUUUUAUAAGAGUUCCACUUUCAACGUAUGUUCCUAUCUUUGGGAUCAUGGACAUUUUGUUUAACUAUGCAUUGUCCACCGCUUAA
Messenger RNA from Trypanosoma theileri, 321 nucleotides. RefSeq lists its product as uncharacterized. The record is from RefSeq and is a predicted model, not a curated record. The coding region runs from base 1 to 321 and encodes 106 amino acids. Lineage: Eukaryota; Euglenozoa; Kinetoplastea; Trypanosomatida; Trypanosomatidae. The transcript has a single exon.